Molecule: messenger RNA, 606 nt
Organism: Caenorhabditis remanei
Lineage: Eukaryota; Metazoa; Nematoda; Chromadorea; Rhabditida; Rhabditidae
Exons: 4
Coding region: 1-606 (201 amino acids)
Source: RefSeq, a predicted model, not a curated record
AUGGUGUCUUAUCGUCUUCUUCCAGUUCUGUUUAUUCUAACAAUCGGAUUCAUUCAAGUCACAGGAGAAAACCCUGAAGAAGUACCGUGUGAAGAAGAAACAACCACAAGGACUACUGUUCCAUCUAUUACUCCAACAACUGUCACUACAACCACAACUACUGUUCCAAAAACUAAUACCAUACAUCCGUGUGCAAAUGUUGAUGCCCCUGUAGCGCCUUACCGAACGGAUACUGGUGCUCAAUGCAGAGCUGUUUCUGAUUGUAAUCUUAAUGGAUUGGUUUUAAGCAGUAUGGAAACGGACGAGGAGAAAGCUUCAUAUAUCGACUGUAAACCCUUGAUAUCAAUAUUCGACCUUAUAUAUCUUGUUAUUUUCAGUGGUCAAAAGAACAAUUCGCAGUACUAUUGGGAUGACGGACAGGCUGUUCCCACUAUCGAUCAACAACCGACAAUUGUAGAUCCUGCUGGUUCUUUUGCCUGGUUUAUUAAUAAGAACUCGAGUAUACCUGGAUAUGGAGAUCAUAGAGUUGUUGCACUAUCUGGCCGUGGAACUCCACAAGUGAACGGUGUUAUUUGUGGUGCCCCUGGAUUACAGUUUACAAACUGA